AAACCCCACCGUGGAGGUCGACCUCUACACUGACAAAGGCCGGUUUAGAGCAGCGGUGCCCAGCGGAGCGUCCACUGGAGUCCACGAGGCUCUGGAGCUCCGAGACGGAGACAAGAGCAGAUACCUGGGGAAAGGAACUCAGAAGGCUGUGGAUCAUGUGAAUAAGGAACUCGCUCCCAAACUCACAGAGCAGAAACUGAGCGUGGUAGAACAGGAGAAGAUCGAUAAGCUCAUGCUGGACCUCGACGGAACCGACAACAAAUCGAAGUUUGGCGCGAACGCCAUCCUGGGCGUGUCUCUGGCAGUGUGUAAGGCCGGAGCGGCGGAGAAAGGAGUUCCGCUGUACAGACACAUCGCCGACCUCGCCGGGAACAGGGACGUCAUCCUGCCCGUCCCGGCGUUUAACGUCAUUAAUGGAGGUUCUCAUGCUGGGAAUAAGCUGGCGAUGCAGGAGUUUAUGAUCCUGCCGGUGGGUGCGAGCAGCUUUAGUGAGGCGAUGAGGAUCGGAGCCGAGGUCUACCACAACCUCAAAAACGUCAUCAAGGCCAAAUACGGCAAAGAUGCCACCAACGUGGGGGAUGAGGGGGGCUUCGCGCCCAACAUCCUCGAAAACAACGAGGCUCUGGAGCUGUUGAAGACGGCCAUAGAGAAGGCCGGAUAUCCUGAUAAGAUCAUUAUCGGGAUGGAUGUGGCAGCGUCAGAGUUCCACAAGGCAGGAAAAUACGAUCUGGACUUUAAAUCCCCCAGUGACCCACAGCGCUACAUCACCGGAGACCAGCUGGGGGAUCUCUACAAGAGCUUCAUCAAAAACUACCCAGUGAUGUCCAUUGAGGAUCCCUUUGACCAGGAUGACUGGGAGAACUGGGCGAAGUUCACCGGCUCUGUGGACAUUCAGAUUGUUGGAGAUGACCUCACUGUGACCAACCCCAAGCGCAUCCAGCAGGCUGUGGAGAAGAAGGCCUGUAAUUGCUUGCUGCUCAAAGUCAACCAGAUCGGCAGCGUCACCGAAUCCAUCCAGGCCUGUAAGCUGGCUCAGUCUAACGGUUGGGGUGUGAUGGUGAGUCAUCGUUCAGGUGAGACGGAGGACACCUUCAUCGCUGACCUGGUCGUCGGUCUCUGCACUGGACAGAUCAAGACUGGCGCCCCCUGCAGGUCAGAGCGGUUGGCCAAAUACAACCAGCUGCUGAGGAUUGAGGAGGAGCUCGGAGAGAAGGCCAAGUACGCUGGCAAGGAUUUCCGCCACCCUAAAGUCAACUAAACGGACCAUCGUCACGGAACUGAAAGGAGUAAUGGCAUCGGUGGGGGGGUCUGGUGUCUGACCGAUUGCUCUGUUUAUUAAAAGCAUGUCAUUAGCAGAUGGA
This is a messenger RNA of Pygocentrus nattereri (red-bellied piranha), 1361 nucleotides long. It is a transcript of the gene eno3, whose product is annotated as enolase 3, (beta, muscle). Gene Ontology annotation, biological process: glycolytic process. The transcript has 11 exons. Gene Ontology annotation, cellular component: phosphopyruvate hydratase complex. NCBI's taxonomy places the organism in Eukaryota, Metazoa, Chordata, Actinopteri, Characiformes, Serrasalmidae. The record is from RefSeq and is a predicted model, not a curated record. Gene Ontology annotation, molecular function: magnesium ion binding; phosphopyruvate hydratase activity. Bases 233 to 1258 code for a protein of 341 amino acids.